AUGGACGAUGCCAACUGGACGUCCGUCUCCGAGUUUGUGCUCCUGGGUCUGUCUGAACGUCAGGACCUGCAGCCGCUGAUCUUCGCAGGGCUCCUGACCACAUAUCUGGUGAACCUAGCUGGCAACUCUCUGCUGCUUGGGGCGGUGUGGGCUGACCCCCAGCUCCGCAGCCCCAUGUACUUCCUCCUCAGCCAGCUGGCCGUGGUGGAUGUGAGCUUCGCCUCCAUCACCUUGCCCCAGGCCCUGGUGCACGCCCUGACCCAGCGCCGGGCCGUCCCCUUCGCCAGCUGCAUGGCCCAGCUCUUCAUCUUCAUGGCUGUGGGCAACAUGGAGGGCUACCUGCUGGCUGCCAUGGCCUAUGACCGCUACGUGGCCAUCUGCAACCCGCUGCGCUAUGCCACCGUGGUGACGCGGCCCCUUUGCCUCAAGAUGGCCGCCGUCUCCUGGGCCGUGGUGAUCCCCCACUCCCUGCUGCACACAGUCAUGGCUGCCCGCCUGCGCUACUGCAGCCGCCGCCUGCAGCACUUCUUCUGCGACCUGCCGCCCCUGCUGCACCUUUCCUGCACCCGGCCCUUCUCCAACGAGUUGGCUGCCUUCACCGAAGGUGUCCUGGUGGUGCUGGCCCCUUUCGUCUUCAUCCUGGCCUCCUACGCCCGCAUCGGGGUCACUGUGGGCCGCCUGCGCUCUGCCCACGGCUUGCGCAAGGCCCUCUCCACCUGCGGCUCCCACCUGACAGUGGUGAUGCUCUUUUAUGGCACCGUGGCCUGGCUCUAUUUCCGCCCGGCCUCCAGCUAUUCCCAGGAGCGUGACCGGCAGGUGGCCAUCUUCUACACAGCGGUGGCGCCCGCCCUGAACCCCCUCAUCUACAGUCUGAGGAACAAGGACGUGGCCGUGGCCCUGAGGAGGGCAAGGAGGAAGGUCCUGGCUCGGAGCGCGUGA
Molecule: messenger RNA, 939 nt
Organism: Trachemys scripta elegans
Lineage: Eukaryota; Metazoa; Chordata; Testudines; Emydidae
Product: olfactory receptor 1L3-like
Exons: 1
Coding region: 1-939 (312 amino acids)
Biological process (GO): G protein-coupled receptor signaling pathway
Cellular component (GO): membrane
Molecular function (GO): olfactory receptor activity; G protein-coupled receptor activity
Source: RefSeq, a predicted model, not a curated record